This is a messenger RNA of Triticum dicoccoides, 1215 nucleotides long. Its product is annotated as SNF1-related protein kinase regulatory subunit beta-1-like. The record is from RefSeq and is a predicted model, not a curated record. The transcript has 4 exons. The coding region runs from base 133 to 1005 and encodes 290 amino acids. Gene Ontology annotation, molecular function: protein binding. NCBI's taxonomy places the organism in Eukaryota, Viridiplantae, Streptophyta, Magnoliopsida, Poales, Poaceae.
CUCUCUCUCUGCCGCGAUCGCACGCACGGCGGCACGGCGGAGAGACGGCACACCGCCACGCCCCGACCGGCCUGGCCUCCGAUCUUUCUCUCCUCCUCUGCCCCGCGCGCGCCGGGGCCGGAGGGUCGGUCGAUGGGCAACGCGAGCGGCAGGCUGGAGGACAUCGCGGACGCCGAGAUGGACGAGGGCCGCGGCCACGUGCGGCGCUCUUCGUCUACGGGAUACGUCGGGGGCGUGAGGGGAGGCGGCGGCGGUGGCGGCGCCGGAGGAGGGGGUGGGGGAGGGUCGUCCUCGCCCGGAAGCCCCCCGCGGCCGCACUCGCCGCGCAUGUUCGUGCCCCAGAGCCCUGUAACUCCACUGCAAAGAGCUUCAGAUGUGCCACCUCCGGUGUUCAACCAGAUACUGAUGCGUGAUCAGGAUGAUUCCGACGGCCCCCCUCCAAAGAGGAUCCCUACUUUGCUUGUGUGGCCUCAUGGAGGCAAGUGUAUCUUCGUGGAAGGAUCAUGGGAUCACUGGACAUCAAAGAAAACCGUUCAGAAAUCUGGGAAAGACCACACCAUCUUAUUAGAGCUUCCAUCAGGAGUUUACCGGUACAGAUUCAUCGUCGACGGGGAAAGAAGAUACCUCCCCGAUCUUCCCUGUGAGACCGACAACGUGGGCAACAUCGUGAACCUUCUUGACGUCAAUGACUUUGUGCCGGAAAGCGUGGAGAGCGUGUCGGAGCUGAUGGCGCCCCCCUCCCCGGACUCGAGCUACGGGUUCCAGAUCCCCGAGGACAAGGAGUUCGCCAAGGAGCCCCCCACCCUGCCGGCGCAGCUCUACCUCGGCGUGCUCAACUCGCGGAGCGCGGAGCAGCGGGAGUGCGCGCGGCCAAGGCAUGUGGUGCUGAACCACCUCUACAUCGAGAAGGGGUGGGGCGCGCAGCCGCUGGUGGCGCUCGGCCACACCCACCGGUUCCGGUCCAAGUAUGUCACCACCGUCCUCUACAAGGCCAUCGAGCGAUAGCGCUUACCGUAGCGCAUGAAGCCAGUGCCGCCGAACAGGAGCGAGAGGAUUUUCACCCUUCAUGUCUGCGCCGAUCGGAUCGUGCAUAAUUUGCAUAAAAAAGCUGUAAUUCAUAUAGAGAUCAUGUUCAUUUUUUUGUCGAGAUGACUGGUUUCGCUUGUCAAGAAUAAAAUCAGAGUAACACAAGAUUAUGGAGCGUGUCAGUGUGCA